This is a messenger RNA of Cylicocyclus nassatus, 748 nucleotides long. NCBI's taxonomy places the organism in Eukaryota, Metazoa, Nematoda, Chromadorea, Rhabditida, Strongylidae. The record is from the annotation of a GenBank genome assembly.
GGGAGGGUCCUUGCUAAUGAGUUGCGCAUUCGUCAGAUGUCAUGAAGUGUUGUCUAGGACUAAUGUUGCUUUUGAUAGGAGCGACACUCGCUUACAAUAAAGAAUACGCAAGUAAAAACUUGCUAAAAUUACGGUGUUAUCAGUGCAAUCAGCCUUUUCAAUGUGGUCACGGUGUCUGCUAUGGAGAUUUAUGCGUAAAGACGUCAAUAUCGCAGAACAAUGCCUACGUGAGCAAAGGAUGUGAAAACAUAACUCACACCAUCAGCCACUACGAGCCGCAACUGAAACUAAAAAGCUACUGUCGUACUGAGGUCGUGUUCGGAAUCGAGAGCACGAUCUGCUAUUGCCGCGACGCGGACUUCUGCAACGCGGCGCGGUUACCACGGGCCUUUAUCGGCGGACCUCUAUGCCUGCUCGUGCUCACCCUCCUAUUUCUUGAAGCCUUGUGACAGAAUGUACCUGUACAUAUAUAGAUCGUUUAUGAACUUCUAGUCCCGCCCCUUGACUCUAUGCUCCGCCCAUUUUGUACGCGUCACACAUGGAUAUUGUACUCUUCCAGCAAGUUUUCGUGUUCAUUUUUGUUUUUUCCUGUGAAUUCAUGCAAAUGUCUGUAUUUGCACCAAAAAACUGGUCGUGUCUUUCAAGCAGUAGUCGAUUGAAUCGAUUUAUUGAUUAUUGUUCAUCCCGCAUCGACAUAUCAGACCGUGUAUUAUGGCUAAGAAAUUUCUUAUAUAAUUACUGUUCAGAC